AAUUUGUGCAUUAUUCAGCUAUUCAAAGGCGGUCACACUGACUCAGACGCGAUUGAGAGAGCGCCGCUGCUGCUUCGAUGUACAAAUAAAAAUUUAAAUUAUUGCUAAACAUAACGCGCUUAACGGUAAAAAAAACAAGGAUGUCGAUGUCUUAAACGAAAAGUGUUGUUUAAACCGAGUGCAAAACGAGCGAGCGCAUUUGAAUUGAAUAUUGUGCAAGUGCAAGGAGUAGAGAAAUUGCAUCUAACGCAGCUUCUCAAAUCUAAAUCGGCGGCAGGAAACCAACAACGGUCGUGAAAAAAAGCCGUCAAGUAAACGAACGAAAAAAUCUGUGAAACGAGUUAAAUUAAAACCCUAAAAAUGGGUCUCAACGGCUGCUGUUCGUGUGUUAAAUAUUUGAUGGUCCUUAUAAACAUCUUAUUCUUGCUCAUCGGUUUGACCAUUGUGGUCACCUCGCUGUGGAUGCUAACGGAUCCCACGUUCAUGCUGUCGAUGACACAAUCGUAUAACCAUUAUCACAUAGCACUCUACGUCUUCCUGGCGAUUGGCAUACUAAUCACACUGGGUGCAUUCUUCGGUUGCUUUGGCGUUUGUCGCGAGAGUCAGUGCCUGCUUAUCUCGUUCUUCUGUGUCAUACUCAUUGUGAUGGUGGCACAAAUUGCAGCCGGUGCCUGGGCCUUCCACAACAAAGACAAACUGGAUGAUAUUGUGCGUGCGGCGGUCAAAUCAUCUGUUCAGGAAGAGUACGGACAGUCUAGCAUGAGUUCACGGACCGUUACCUUUGAUACGCUGCAAAAGAAUUUGAAGUGCUGUGGCGCAGAUGGACCUGGAGAUUGGGCCACGAGUCGUUUUAAUAAUGUGGAUCGCACGAAUAUCGUUGAUAUUGCCGUCUCCUCGAUGAACGUAUUUUACAAUAUACCCGAAUCGUGUUGCAAAGAGGGUCUCAACGACUGUGAAAAGUCGCGUAUUUUGAAAUUUGGCGGUCCGUUGAAUACGUCCAUUUAUCAACAGGGCUGCGUUGAUAAGCUGAUCGACAUCAUUUAUGAGAAUUGGGCUACUAUUUUUGCAAUUACCGCCGCUGUUAUUCUGCUGGAGCUGCUGUCCCUGACCUUCGCAUUGAGCCUGUGCUGUGCGGUGAGGAAUCAGCAUUACAAGGCCUGAGAAUUACAGAAUUCCCAUAGGGAAAUAACGGAUGAUGAGAAGUACUAACAAACCAAAUGUAAACUAAAGCAUAAGCGUUACUAAAAGCAACAACAACAACAAAAGCAAAAACAAUUGGAGCGAAAGCAAUGCAUUUAACACUGACAGCGGCAUUGGCAAAGAGCUGUAGCUGGCUACAUUUGAGGGGGCUGUCAGUCGUUGCAAAUACUUUAAUACACUUUUGUAGUACUUUAACAAACAACAACUGAGCUGAGCAAUUGUGGCAGACUUGGAAUUAACGAAGAGUCACAGUAAUUGAAUGAACUUUAUAUGAACUUGAGAUACGCAAAAACUUUUCUAAAAUUAUUCUACAUAAACAAACCGAAAACAUUUUACAAUACAAAAACACACAACUCUUUACACAGCAGUAAACUCCUUAAUAUUAGGAUAGUCUAACCGCAUAAGGCGAAAAGUUUCAAAUUAAAACAACAAAUUGCAUAAUGUUUUAGCAAUACAUAAAUAAAUAAAUAGUACGACUCAUAUACUAUAAAGAAAUCAUAUAAUAAAUUAACAAUUUAAGCACAAAGUAAAAUCUUAUUUGCCAAAACACAGAAGUAUAAAUGCAAUCAUAGUUUUCGUUUCAAAUUUGUUGUUUUGAUGUUCGAAACAUUUUUGAAUCGUAUGCAAAUUUGUACGUGCAUAACUUACAAAAAAAAAAAAAAAAACCUUUCAAAUGAGCAUUCCACAAGUGAAAAUGAUUAAAAUGCCAUCAUUCAGUUCUGAUUCGGCAUUGAAAUCCAAAGAUCCAAACCUAAAAAAAACACUUAUCAUUUCUCUUGUGUAAAAUCAUGUGCUAAAACUAAUAAGUAAACAUUAAAUGAAAUUCGUUGAGCUUCGCGAAAUUAAAUGCCAAAUAUUUUAUGUAUUUACAAAAUUUGUUCUAACAUCCAAUGUUAAAAAAGAGCGCACUGUUAACUUAAUGCCAACUAGCUGCCAUAAGAAGAAGCGCUGCUGUAGUUCAUGCACUGUUCGACAUGCUGUUAACUAACAGCCCUCUGUAAAUGACCCUGCCAUCAAUUAAAUACGAUCGAAACUACACUCACACCACGCUACUCACACACACACACAAACUCAUCCGAUCUAAACAUAUGUCAAAUCAGACUACUUGCAAUUUUGAAUGAAUAAUUAUUUAUUGUUAAUCAAAGUACAAUUAUUUAUACAAACAGUAACUUAAAAAAUAUAUAAUGGAAAAUAAAACACGAACUAAAAUUUUUGUUUACUUAAAAUAAAGAUCGAAAACCCCCUAAAUACAUGCAUCUACAUAUACACAUACAUAUAUAAACGCAUACAUUCAUAUAUGUAUUUUGUUGAACUCUGUUUUAUUUUCAUUUCAUACAUACAAGCGAAACUACACGAAUUUUUGUAUUUUUACUAUUGUUAAAUGUAUUUUGUUGGUAGCUAAACGUAGCUGAGCGUCAUACUUUGUACCCUUCACAACGUUAAAAUAAAUCUAAUCUACAACCAAUCCAAUGACAAAAUUAAAUUAAAUUUACAUAA
Molecule: messenger RNA, 2697 nt
Organism: Drosophila grimshawi
Lineage: Eukaryota; Metazoa; Arthropoda; Insecta; Diptera; Drosophilidae
Product: CD81 antigen
Exons: 5
Coding region: 361-1161 (266 amino acids)
Cellular component (GO): membrane
Source: RefSeq, a predicted model, not a curated record